Messenger RNA from Cajanus cajan (pigeon pea), 2707 nucleotides. RefSeq names its product eukaryotic initiation factor 4A-8. The record is from RefSeq and is a predicted model, not a curated record. Gene Ontology annotation, cellular component: THO complex; transcription export complex. Gene Ontology annotation, molecular function: RNA helicase activity; ATP binding; nucleic acid binding. Lineage: Eukaryota; Viridiplantae; Streptophyta; Magnoliopsida; Fabales; Fabaceae. Gene Ontology annotation, biological process: mRNA export from nucleus.
AAAGUUUAUUAAAAUGUAAAAGAUGAAAUGUGAUAAUUGCUGGUUAGUGGUCGUUGAGAGCAUUGCUCGUUAGUUGUCGGCGGAGAAACGCCGCAGAAGAGAGAAAACGGGAGCGGCGAGAGCGAGGUUUGAGGCACAAUGAGCGGUGACGCCACGAACUGGGACGAAGAUGCAUACAGGGAAACCGUACUGAAGGAGAGGGAGAUUCAAACGCGAACCGUUUUCCGAACCGCUUGGGCCCCGCCCUACAGCACUAACCUCGAUACACUCCUUGUCGCCUCUAGCGACGGUUCCGUCGCAUCCUACUCCAUCGCCGCCUCUAAGCUAAAAAACCCGUUUGGUUUUGUCAACGCCGAUACAGAUACGUUAUUGGCAGAGCCAAAUUGCUUCGUUCAAGCGCAUGAUGGACCUGCGUAUGAUGUCAAGUUUUAUGGUGAUGGCGAAGAUGCUCUCAUGCUGAGCUGUGGUGACGAUGGUCGGAUUCGAGGAUGGAGAUGGAAGGAAUUUUCAAACUCAAGUUCUUUGGUUUUUUCCCAAGGAAAUGACAUCAAGCCUGUACUUGAUGUGGUGAAUCCUCAACACAAAGGUCCUUGGGGUGCCCUUUCACCUAUCCCUGAGAAUAAUGCUAUUGAUGUUAAUACUCAGGGGGGAUCUGUUUUUGCUGCAUCUGGUGAUUCUUGUGCAUAUUGUUGGGAUGUGGAAACUGGUAAAGUGAAAAUGGUAUUCAAGGGGCACACUGACUAUUUGCAUUGUAUAGUUGCACGCAACUCAUCCAAUCAGAUCGUAACAGGUUCAGAGGAUGGGACAGCACGAAUUUGGGAUUGCAAAAGUGGAAAGUGUACCCAAGUGAUUGAUCCAGCAAAAGAUUUGAAGUUAAAGGGAUCUGCUUCAUGGGUUGGCUGUGUUGCUCUAGAUGCAAGUGAGAGUUGGUUGGCUUGCAGUAGUGGACGAUAUAUAUCACUUUGGAACCUUCCUGCUUCAGAAUGUGUAUCAAAGAUUCCAACUCGUGCUUGUGUACAGGACAUGUUAUAUGACAAUAAUCAAAUUUUGACAGUUGGUACAGAUCCUCUACUCAACCGCUUUGACAUGAACGGCACGAUCCUAUCACAAAUACAAUGUGCUCCUUCAUCGUCUUUUUCUAUCUCCUUACAUCCUGCAGGGGUUAUGGCAGUUGGAGGUUAUGGAUGUCUUGUUGAUGUUAUCUCACAAUUUGGCAGCCACAUGUGCACAUUUCAUUGCCAAUGUGUCUUCAUGGCUGGAAUUGCACCUGAGGGGUCACAGUUCGAUACUCGUCAAUAUGAUUCCAAAAUGAAUGACUUACUUUCAUCUGAUGGGCAGGAUUUCUUCACUUCCUAUGAUGAGGUCUAUGAUAGUUUUGACGCUAUGGGUUUGCAGGAGAAUCUUCUCAGGGGCAUUUACGCAUAUGGUUUUGAAAAGCCAUCUGCCAUUCAGCAAAGGGGAAUAGUUCCCUUCGUCAAGGGACUUGAUGUUAUUCAGCAGGCUCAGUCUGGAACUGGGAAGACUGCUACUUUCUGCUCCGGUAUUCUGCAGCAACUUGACUAUGGCUUGACUCAAUGCCAAGCCUUGGUUUUAGCACCAACCCGUGAGCUGGCUCAGCAGAUUGAGAAGGUUAUGCGGGCACUUGGAGAUUAUCUCGGUGUGAAGGUUCACGCAUGUGUGGGAGGUACCAGUGUGCGUGAAGACCAACGCAUUCUAUCUAGUGGUGUUCAUGUUGUGGUUGGUACCCCUGGUCGUGUGUUUGACAUGCUGCGCAGGCAGUCACUUCAGCCAGAUUACAUCAAGAUGUUUGUAUUGGAUGAGGCUGAUGAAAUGCUUUCCCGGGGUUUCAAGGAUCAGAUCUACGAUAUAUUUCAGCUGCUGCCAUCUCAGAUUCAAGUGGGAGUUUUCUCUGCUACAAUGCCUCCCGAGGCCCUUGAGAUCACAAGGAAGUUUAUGAACAAGCCUGUGAGGAUCCUUGUGAAGCGUGAUGAGCUCACCUUGGAGGGUAUAAAGCAGUUUUAUGUCAAUGUUGAGAAAGAGGAAUGGAAGCUGGACACACUCUGUGAUCUUUAUGAGACCUUAGCUAUCACUCAGAGUGUCAUUUUUGUGAACACUAGAAGGAAAGUUGAUUGGUUGACUGACAAGAUGAGAAGCCGAGACCACACAGUCUCAGCAACCCAUGGAGACAUGGACCAGAAUACCAGGGACAUUAUUAUGCGUGAAUUCCGUUCUGGUUCUUCCCGUGUCUUGAUUACUACUGAUCUUUUGGCUCGUGGUAUUGAUGUCCAACAAGUGUCUCUAGUUAUAAAUUUUGAUCUCCCUACACAGCCUGAGAACUAUCUUCAUCGUAUUGGUCGUAGUGGGAGGUUUGGAAGGAAAGGUGUUGCUAUCAACUUUGUCACAAAGGAUGACGAGAAAAUGCUGUAUGACAUCCAGAAGUUUUAUAAUGUGUUAGUUGAGGAGCUUCCUUCAAAUGUGGCCGAGCUCCUCUGAUGAGAUUUUGUCCUCCAUCGUAUUAGAUGUAAUGCUUCUCUCUCCCAUCUGUUUCCCUGGUUGUACUUCUGCUCUUAAACUUUGUUUAAUAGGCUUAGUAAUUUAAUUUAAAUUGUGAGUUGUCUGAAUAUCUAACUGAUUAUUACUUUGCUAUGUCGAAUCUCAUUAAUGACCCAAUUGGUGUAUGUCUGUCGUUGCACAUUUCUAGCUGGCA